Metarhizium album ARSEF 1941 is the source of this 2589-nucleotide messenger RNA. RefSeq lists its product as uncharacterized. NCBI's taxonomy places the organism in Eukaryota, Fungi, Ascomycota, Sordariomycetes, Hypocreales, Clavicipitaceae. The transcript is spliced from 2 exons. The record is from RefSeq and is a predicted model, not a curated record. Gene Ontology annotation, cellular component: microtubule organizing center. Bases 1 to 2589 code for a protein of 862 amino acids.
AUGUCGCGUCCGACGCCUCCUCUCUGCAGGCAGGAGAGUAUCGAAUCUACUCGACAGGUUGCCCAUUCUUCAUUCUUGCAGGAAAAGCUACAGAAGGAACGCAGGGCCGAAAGUGACAAGUUCAAUCAGUCACAGUCGUCGUUGGCCAGAUCGAAUCCGGAUAUGAGCCUUUCAGCUGACCUCGGACGAGCACCAAACUCCCCGUUAAAGACCAGCACGGAAGGAACCAGACCACAAUCCAGCGCUGGCGUUGUCCAAGGCAAAAAGAAGGGUUUGGGUGUCAAGGAAAUGGAAAAGGUGGUAUCUAACCUGCAUAAGCAAAAUUUCGACUUGAAGCUCGAGCUUUAUCACAGGCGCGAGAGACAGACGACACUAGAGGAGCGGGUCGACGCUUUGGAAAGCGACAAGCAACGCAUGGAGGAAGUCAACGACAAGCUACUAAUAGAGCUAGAGAAGCGUGACAAGGCAGUCGAGGAGGCCGUCGCCAUGAUUGUCAACUUGGAGGCAAAGGUGGAUCAGUUAUUUCGUGAGCGGGCCAUGGUGCAGCAAGUUGAGAUCGAAGGCUUCUUUUGCCCCCGCGAUUACGACACGGGCUGCAAGACGCCUGUCCCUCAAAGUGCGACGCCGGAUCUCACCCAGUUGGAAGAGGAUGCCAAGGUUGUCAACCGUAUGCCCAGCUUCUUAUCCGACCAUAGUGAGACGACCCAAAACCUCCGCAAUGUGUACUUGGGGACCAAAGCCAGCACGCUGAGUUUGACGCGCGUAGCUGAAGGCUCCCCCGAAGCCGAUAAUGUGCAAGAGUUAGGUAGCCCGACACUCAGUGUGCUGAGCGAGAGCUCCUUUGUGAGUGUUUACGGUCGGAAGGAGAAAGUCGUACGCGCCGACAAGAUCGCCGCAGAUAUUGAUGAGGCUACGGUUUUAGACGGAGGGGAUUCAAGUCAUACUAAGCAAGUGAACGGCGAGCAAUCAGAGCGCAACCACACUCGACCGGUAGCUUCGAGUAGGAGAGCUGACUCGCGCGCCACUUCUACGGGGAAAUUCAAAUCCAUUACGGACGUGAUCACCGGCUCACCUCUAGGGCGCCCGGAACAGCUCGACUUGUCGCGCGGAGGUGGGAAGGAAUCAGGCCGCCCUCGGGGUCAAGGCAAAGAGUAUUCGAAAGCUCAGCUGCUGCCCGACAAACUACUAGGACUGAAAAGUGCAAAAGACAAACGCGAUGCUCUCCGUGGAGUAACGACGACGGACGGACAGGGCGGUGUACGAUUACAUGAUCAGGCGCUUCCUCCCACGCCGGAUACCAUAUCGAGCUCGAUGCUGCGCCGGUUCAAAUCCUCAAACGAGACGCUUUCACAACAUGAUGCAGCCGACGAGAAUGGUAACGGGGUUGUGCUAUCUCAUCUCGGUGGUCAAGGCGGCGGCCAGCGAGGUAGCCAGUUGGCAACGAUACCCAACGGACCCCCAGAAGAGGCAGAGAGUUGGGCUUCACCGAGUAAACGAGCCAUUGACCUGCUUUUCGAGGACCGAGGACCUCUCAUUCCUCGCCCACGAUCUGCAGACGAGUCUACCGUGUCUCACAGGAGAGGCAAAGGCUGGGACAGCGACGACGAUGACGACUCAGACGCACACUCACUUGAAUCGAGUCUUGAUAUCUGGAUGCGCGAAAGCGCACAGCCCUCGAGAAAUGAGAGCCGUGUGUCACCCGAUCUAUUCGGUUUUCCUACAGACUCGGCCAAGGGAAGCUGGGCAAUGGUAACCGCAUUUAAACCAAACGGUGAUCUGGCGGAUAAUGUUUCACUGCCACCGGGCGGAUUCGACCGCAUGCCCGAUCUCUUCUCCGUGAGGCAGGGUCUUUUUGCCGGUACUGCACCACCGCCGCCUAAUAGAAGAUCUAGCCUGCACGCACGGACUGGGUCAACAUCAGAAGCGGCGACGUCUCAAGGGACAAUUAUUCACGGAGCUGAUCAGGCUCUUUCUUCGACCGCACGUCGUCGAAGCUACCACAGUAGACAAAACAGCGUAGACUUGGGAAGAAGGGAUGACAUGAGAACACCGGUUCAGAAAGAACAAUUUGCCUCACCGCCGCCGCCCAGCAGCGACCAGAAACCGAAGCACUAUCCUCCGAUUACGGGUCAACAACAUGGAGCGCGAGCUGGUCUCAACAGGCUCUUCCGACGAUCUACCAGUGGUGCUCCGCCGGGGCCGACCUCUGAACAAUCCACCUCUGGGGAAACAACCAUCUCCGAAGCACUGAAGAACGUUUCCACGAUAGGUGUCCCAUCAUGGGCAAGGCGAAAUUCCGCAACGGAGGACGACAGAUCGGGGGCUACUCCGCCGCCGAUCAUGCUCAACCCUCGCCAGUGCCGGCGUAACACAAUGGGAGCGGAAGGGGACACGGAAAAGCCGCCAGCAGACGACCUCGGCCGCAGCAAGACGCCUGGCCCAGCGUUUGCCGCAGUCACCCCUGUCACUGCUCCAUCAGCCGAUGUAGAAAACAGUCCGGCAGCAGCAGGGUCUUCGAGCUCCAGCACUCGAAGGAGAUGGCUGCCCGGCUUUUCACGGACAAACAACUCGAGGAGCAAGGCGGGCUAG